Trypanosoma rangeli is the source of this 1386-nucleotide messenger RNA. RefSeq names its product ubiquitin hydrolase. The record is from RefSeq and is a predicted model, not a curated record. NCBI's taxonomy places the organism in Eukaryota, Euglenozoa, Kinetoplastea, Trypanosomatida, Trypanosomatidae. The coding region runs from base 1 to 1386 and encodes 461 amino acids. The transcript has a single exon.
AUGGUGUGCAGAAACGGCAAUGCCUCCUCACAAUUUAGCGUCUCCUCCAUACAGCAGGAACGUGAGCUGCCGCAGCAACAGCAACAGCGGCAGCAGCAACAACAGGCCGCACUGUUUGGUUUGGAGCACCUUAUGACGGCCACGUAUCCGCCACCUAGCUUCGAGCCGAGCCGCACAGUGCUGCUGCGACGCAAGGUCGACGUCAUUAACUGCAUCACCAAGCGAAUUCGGCGUAUCAGUGAGGGCCUCACAGUUGGCAGUUUCUCCUUCAAAAACCGGCGUGCGCUGGCCCACACAGUCGUACGCAGUGCACUUCAGGCCGCCUACCACAAUUGCCGUCGAGACAUCUUUGUGGCCUCCUCAUUUGAUGCGGCUGAGGGGGUGCCUGUGUACAGCGACACCAUCGCGGGGGCGUUUCUCUGCAACACCGUCAAUUCCGCCGACCCAGUGCUUUACGCGUCGGUCCUGUCAAGCUUCGUUGCUUACGGUGUGGACUUCGCUGCGCCGCGUCACAGUGCGGGUGAACACGCGGCCGCGAGCAACCAGGCGACGCCACCGCUUCCUUUGCUAGACACCGCGCUCUACUGCCUGCAUGAGACAGCAAAGACGAUUUGUGCGCGGCCUGCGGCGCCACUUGAGGAAAAUAUUACUGAGCAUAAUGAAAACGGCGACCCCGCACCAAAGCAAGAUCAAGGCAGUUUCCAGAAUGGUUUUCUUACGCUGGUGAAUAGUUACACGUUGUGUUCGCUUCUGAGGUUCUUUGCCGAGGAGGAGGAGGAGGGGGGGGAGGUGGUGGUGGAAGCAAAAUGGAAUGAGGCGAAGCCAAGCGCUGGGGGAAGGAAGCGUGACGCAGCCGACUCCUCACUUCGAGAGGCGCCCUUGCGUUACACCACAGCAGUUCUUUACCAGUUGUUUAGUAUGAAACUUGGUCCACGUGCGCUAGAGGGCGCAUUGCCAUCCUUGUCAGCAUCAUCUUCGGUGCCAAUGUCAUCUAUUAGCUCGUUUUUCGCCUUACUGUUUAAACGGGUGAUCGAUUAUUGCUCCUUCGCCGGUGUGAGGUGGAACCUCUACUAUGAGGUGGGAGUGGAAGCGGCGCAGAAGGCGCUUGCCUACGCCCCGCCCUUGCUGCGAGAGACGGCAGCGCUACUCGUGUCCUAUUGCCGCCAAUUCCCUCCGCUGUAUCAGUCGGUUCUGAAGCAGGUGGGGGCGGAGGCUCACUUUAUCCUGGAUCAGCUGGUGCACUCGAAGUUGUUUCACUUUCCAUCGAGCUCCCACGAGGAGAUGGAGAUGGAACGUUACGUGUUCUAUGAUAAAAAAAGCAGGACGACGACGACGAACGACGACGGCGGCGACGGCAAUGCACCACGAGGCGGCAGCCAAGCGUGA